AUGGAUGAAAUUAGAAAAUAUUUUGAUGAUUUGAAACUGGUAAGUGCUUGGAAGGUUGGAUUGAUGGAUGGAAGGCAUAUAAUGAUUCAAUUAGCAAAGGAAGAGGAUUAUGCAAGGCUCUUUGCUAAACAAGUUCUAUUUUUGGAUGGUAUUUCUAUGAAAUUGCUUAAAUGGACUAUUGAUUUUGAUCCCUCAAAGGAACCCAAAAUAGUUAUCAUCUGGUUCAAGCUUCCUAGGCUGAAGCUACAUUUCUUCAACCACCAAGUUUUCUUCACCCACCAAGUACUGUUUACUACUGGCACUGCCCUUGGAAGACAAAAGAAGCUUGAUGCUCUUACAUUUAACCUCUCAAGACCUUCUGUGUCUAGAAUCCUGGUGGAAAGGGAUAUCACUCAACCUGAAAUAGAUGACAUAUGGUUGAGCACUGCUAACAAUGGUUAUUGGCAGAAAAUUGUUAUGGAGCAAAGGCCUUAUUAUUGCCAUAAUUGCAAGAGGUUUGGGCACACUAACAACAGAUGUUUCAGAUUGCAUCCCAAGAAAAAGAAUUCAGUCUCUGGACACACUCCUAUCCCUACACAACAAUUUACUUCACUACAUUUGAACCCUGAAUCUCCCACCAAAACCUUGGCCCAAAACCUUGAUAAUGAUCCCAAACCACCUUUAAAUUCCCCUACACUUGAUAUUGUUGAUUGCCCACCCAUGGUGGAAAUCCAAUCUGAGGCCCCUCUUGAAGGAACCCCUGAAAAAUUUGCCUUCCCCUCUUUUCCCUUCCCAGCCCAAUGCUCUCAAUCUUCAAGCUGA
Phalaenopsis equestris is the source of this 801-nucleotide messenger RNA. RefSeq lists its product as uncharacterized. The coding region runs from base 1 to 801 and encodes 266 amino acids. The transcript has a single exon. NCBI's taxonomy places the organism in Eukaryota, Viridiplantae, Streptophyta, Magnoliopsida, Asparagales, Orchidaceae. The record is from RefSeq and is a predicted model, not a curated record.